AAUGAAGUAAAAAGGAGAGAAGACUAGAAAAACAAGGAGGAAGCGAGUCCACACGAACGCGCAGAAAAAGGUCAAAGAGGGUUCCUUAAAUAAAAAGGUUGGUUCCUCGUGAGAAAGCCUUUCCCUUUGAUUUCUGUAGAGAGAUGGGUGCUUCUGCUUCGGUUCCCGAGAGAUCCGUCCAUCAAUUCACUGUAAAGGAUAGCUCCGGCAAGGACCUGAAUUUGAGCAUUUACCAAGGAAAAGUCCUCCUCAUCGUCAAUGUUGCUUCCAAAUGCGGUUUCACCGAAACAAACUAUACCCAGCUCACCGAACUUUACCGGAAAUUCAAGGACCAAGAUUUUGAGAUCUUGGCAUUCCCUUGCAACCAGUUUCUAUACCAGGAGCCCGGCACAAGUCAAGAUGCUCAUGAAUUUGCCUGCACACGCUUUAAGGCCGAAUACCCUGUUUUCCAAAAGGUACGCGUAAACGGUCAAAACGCAGCACCACUCUAUAAAUUCCUGAAGGCAAGUAAACCCACCUUUCUGGGUUCCAGGAUAAAGUGGAACUUCACCAAGUUCUUGGUCGGCAAAGAUGGCUUAGUGAUUGAUCGUUAUGGCACGAUGGUUACACCGCUAUCAAUCGAGAAAGACAUCAAGAAAGCUCUUGAAGACGCUUGAAAACAACAGACGAGAUUGCCGAAUAACAUCACAGUUAAUUUUGUAAUGUAAAUUGCAGCUUUUAUGUCGAAAUUUCUUUUUGACAAGUUUCUCUGUUUAGUGUAUUCGAAAAGAAGUCCUUUUGGGAGAGUAGGUUGCUGUUUUCAUUUUUUUCCCAAAAACUAUUCUUAAGUUUCCGGAGUUAUUGAUUGUUAUUGAUACCCCACCAAGUGAUAAUUGAUUUUGGAAUUAGGGAUGCAUC
Messenger RNA from Arabidopsis lyrata subsp. lyrata, 897 nucleotides. Its product is annotated as probable glutathione peroxidase 4. The coding region runs from base 144 to 656 and encodes 170 amino acids. Gene Ontology annotation, molecular function: glutathione peroxidase activity. The transcript has 6 exons. Gene Ontology annotation, biological process: response to oxidative stress. Lineage: Eukaryota; Viridiplantae; Streptophyta; Magnoliopsida; Brassicales; Brassicaceae. The record is from RefSeq and is a predicted model, not a curated record.